CCAAUAUCAAGCAGGCCCUGAACGAAGGCCUUGCUUUCAUUUUUCUUUUUUCUUUUUUGUUUUUUUUGCCUGAGAAUUCAGAACCGCCUCUGUCGACAUUACCCGCUGUGUUUUUUUUAGGCACUCUCCAUUAUCAUCCACCUGGAGAAACAGCAAAGUCUUCGGCAAAAUGAUUCUUAAAUUCAGAAAGGGUUGCAUAUUGAGAUGGUUUUGAUUCGACCUGUUCAAUAAUUCAAGCACAAAGGCUCUUGAGUAGAUAAUUUGGUGGAUAAAGACCUGAAAUGGCAUUAGUAGCACACCAACCACAGGGUGUCUAUUUGACAUCUUCAUCAAGGCGUUUUAUACUUAGCAAAAGGAUGCAGUUGAAACGGUGUUUAACAAAGCAUCACAUGAUUGGACGAACUGACUGGCAUGGCCUGUUAAAGCGAAAUAUUUCUUCAAGAGGAUAUUUUAUUCAUAUUUCUGCUCCAGGAGGGUUUUUGUAUAUUGUUGGAUCUCCUCUUAUUAGAGGAUCCACGCAUAAACCAUUGAGAAUUGCAGCUUUUAAAGGCAAUGCACAAAAUGAUGAAUCGAUAACAAUAGCUAAUGGAUUGAAGGUUCCUAAGACCUCUGUUGGACUGGAAGAGAGUGGUGAGGCCAAAUCAGAAUCUCCUAAGGUCCACAAUGUUCCUCUUUCUUACGCUUCUAAAGAAAAUGACAGCCUUGCAACAUCACCAGCUAUUCAUAAACUUUUCAAGAAAUGGUUGACAAUGUUGCGCACACAAUCAUCAACUCAAGAAGCAGAGAAAAUUAUGGAAGAACCACCUCUUGGGGUUUCACAAGAAACAUUACAAGAGCCUCAAAACCAGAAAAGAGGUGAGGUUUUGAAGGUGGCAUGGUCUCAUUUUGUGGCCCUUGAUGCAACAAUAAAGAUUCCUUUACUAAUAUUUGUUCCUUUCUACCUGGCCGUUAAUGUCAUACAUGGUGCUGAAAUUUCAAGGGAAUUGACCCCUUUGUGGGUUUUGGGGCCCCUCAUUGUGGCUUUCUACAUCACAAUACUUCGAAAAUUGUAUGCACUUUAUGUCUUCAGCUUCAAGCAGACUGUCAAAGUACUCAAGAGUAUGCCCUCUUUCUGCAUUCUGGCUUUUAGCUAUGUCUUUUGUGGAAAGCUGAAAGAAGAUAUCGGAGCUCUUAUUUUGCAGCCUGUAAUGGGCCUAAAAAAUAAAGAUUACAAAGAGCUGAGGAAAAGAAAGUUUAAAGAAUUGGAAGAAUGGUUAUUGGAGAAGUACAUCGAUUUCGUGGAGUCAAUAUGGCCCUAUUAUUGUCGGACUAUCAGAUUUUUAAAGAGGGCAAAUCUCAUUUGAAUUUGAAAAUUUUCUUGAGGGUGGUCCUAGUAAAGGCUAGAGCGAGCUGGAAGGAGAUGAGCUGAUAUUGUGUUGGGAGAAUUUUUUGAAUAGAGCUCCAUUUUGUUUUGGGGUCUAGGUGUUUGAUAAAGUUGAUGAUGAAUAGUAAAUUCCUGAAUGUGUCAUCAUCCCAACAUUGUCAUUAUAUUCUUGGAUGAGGUUGUAUCGAUCGUUGAAUCGAAGCAUGUGUCCCGAGGUAUUGCCAUGAUAUUGAUUUCCUUUCAUGGUUGACAACUAGAGGGCCCACGGUGAUUUCCUAUUUUGGAAACAUUAAUUAAGGUCCGAUUUAUUUGUAGUAAGUAUAGUUACAGUAAACCAAAUCAGUAAAAGAAUAUGUUUAGAUUGUUUUA
This is a messenger RNA of Prosopis cineraria, 1732 nucleotides long. RefSeq lists its product as uncharacterized. Lineage: Eukaryota; Viridiplantae; Streptophyta; Magnoliopsida; Fabales; Fabaceae. The coding region runs from base 282 to 1343 and encodes 353 amino acids. The transcript has 7 exons. The record is from RefSeq and is a predicted model, not a curated record.